This is a messenger RNA of Dunckerocampus dactyliophorus (ringed pipefish), 2574 nucleotides long. It is a transcript of the gene prodhb, whose product is annotated as proline dehydrogenase (oxidase) 1b. The record is from RefSeq and is a predicted model, not a curated record. Gene Ontology annotation, molecular function: FAD binding; proline dehydrogenase activity. The transcript is spliced from 14 exons. Gene Ontology annotation, cellular component: mitochondrion. Bases 55 to 1830 code for a protein of 591 amino acids. Lineage: Eukaryota; Metazoa; Chordata; Actinopteri; Syngnathiformes; Syngnathidae.
UAGGCUGUACACGCGAGAACUUGUCUUGCUCCAUACACGCAGCAGACACGCUUCAUGUUACCGGCAGCAACCCUCACACGGGCCCGGGCCCAAGUGCCUCUCAGGCGGAUAUUCUCCAGCCGACGACCGCGGCUCGCAGCAGCGAGCCAAACCCACACACAGGUUGACAUAGGCGGCGAUGACGCAGCAACACGGUCCGAUGGUUUCGGACGGGCCAGUGAGGGGAUCUCUGUGGACUUUGACCAUCCCAGAGAGGCUUAUAAGAGUAAGGAUUCGUUGGAGAUCAUCAGGAGUUUGGUGGUUCUGAAGAUGUGCUCCUACGACUUCCUGGUCGAUAAGAAUCAAGAGAUAAUGGAUUUUGGGAAGAAGCUGCUGGGUCAGAAAGCCUUUGAUCAGCUGAUGAAGAUGACAUUUUAUGGCCAGUUUGUGGCCGGCGAGGACCACAAAGCCAUCAGGCCGCUGAUCCAAAGGAACCUGGCUUAUGGUGUGGGGUCUGUGUUGGACUACAGUGUGGAGGAGGACAUCAGCCAGGAAGAGGCUGAGCAGACAACAAUGCACUCAAGUGCAUCUGGUCGUCAGAGAGGGAGCAAAGGUAAUGGCUGCAAUGAGGAGUUUGGUGGAUCCCAUACAUAUUUCUAUGCAGAUGAGAGCAAAUGCGACCAACAUAUGGAAACGUUCAUUAAAUGUAUCCAAGCAUCUGGUGGGAGUUCAAGAGAUGGCUUCUCCGCCAUCAAAAUGACCGCUCUGGGACGACCGCAGUUUCUGCUUCAGUUCUCUGAGCUCCUGGUGAAAUGGCGGCGGUUUUUUAACUUCCUGGCAUCGAAGCAGGGUCAAGAUGGCGUUGACAUCUCGGAGCAGAAGCUGGACCUGAGACAGUUGCAGGAAUUUUUAAACAGGCUGGGUGAAAAAGACCAUUACAGUGUGUUUGCUGCAGGGAGGGAGGAAGCUUCAGGAACUAUUGACCUCCUUGACUGGAACAGUUUCUUAGAUGAUAGAGCAAACCUGUCGGAAAUGCUCGUUGUCCCAAAUGUUAAGCUUGGUGAGCUGGAGCCUCUGCUGAAAGACUUCAGUCCAGAGGAGGAGGGACAAAUGAAGAGGAUAUUACAGCGUAUGGAUGUUUUAGCGAAGCAUGCUAAAGAGAAUGGCGUCCGCUUGAUGGUGGAUGCAGAGCAGACCUACCUGCAGCCGGCCAUCAGCAGACUGACUCUGGAGAUGCAGAGAGUUUACAAUAAAGACAAGCCGGUCAUCUUCAAUACAUACCAAUGCUACCUAAAGGAGGCUUAUGAUAACAUAACUUUGGAUGUUGAAGUAUCUCGCCGUGAGGGCUGGCACUUUGCUGCCAAAUUGGUGCGAGGUGCCUACAUGCAUCAGGAACGGCAGAGGGCCUUAGAGUUUGGUUAUGAGGACCCCAUUAACCCUGACUAUGAGUCUACCAACACAAUGUACCACAGAUGUUUAGAUUUCGUGCUGGAUGAAAUUGCGCUGAAUCAGAAUGCCAACGUUAUGGUUGCAACCCAUAAUGAGAACACAGUGAAACACACAUUGAUGAGAAUGAACGAGCUGGCUCUGCUGCCCAGAGAGAACAAAGUCUUCUUUGGCCAACUACUGGGCAUGUGUGACCAGAUCAGCUUCCCACUGGGCCAAGCAGGCUUCCCUGUCUAUAAGUACGUCCCCUACGGCCCAGUGAACGAGGUGAUGCCCUACCUGACUCGGAGAGCCCAGGAGAACCGAGGCUUUAUGAAGGGCGUCCAAAAGGAGAGGGAGCUGUUGUGGAAGGAGCUGAAACGUAGAAUUGCCUCCAGAGAGCUUCUCUAUAGGCCGCUCUACUGAAAGCACAGAGGAGCAGAUAAUGUCAGUUUUUUUUCCUCCUCUUCUUUGCCGUCUCCUACCUGUCUUCAUGUUUUAUCCUUGUGUCUGCAUUUCAUUCUUUUAUUUCUCCCACUGCAAUCCACCAGCCUCCAUCACUUGUCGAUGUUCUAUCCCCCUAUACAUCUGUGGCCUUUCUUUCUUUUGCCCUCCUUUUGUCUGCAAAGCUCUCACAUCAAUCAAGUGGGCAUCUUUAGUGCUCUAACAGGAAUCGUGAAAAUGUCAACAAGUCCUGUAUGGACGUUCCUUUCUAUCCCGCUAUUCAUCACGCACAAGGACAGCGACGCACAAAACUUAAAGGCUUUGUUUAAAUGGUAAUUCUUUUUUUUAAGUAAGGGACACCAUAAACAAGAUUACAACACAUCACUCUUCAUCGCAGACAUUAUGCUGUUAUUCGUGCCUUCAGGAAGAAAGAAGCUAUAUCGUAUAUUGAGGGCAUAUAGUGCUCGCUAUUCAGGGAGGGAUAUUCACUUUUAAUACAAAUGCCUGCAAGUCUAUGUUGUCGUUUUUGUGUUGGCAAAAGACAAGACUCACUGGUACGCUUUCAAAGUCUAAUGAGAUCCAAUACAAGAACUGUAUCUAUAUUGCGUUGUUAUUAUUGUGGUUGUAGUUUGCAGUGCGUACUGAGAGCCAUGUCUUAUAUUUAGACCUCAUGUGGCUAAAAAGGUGCAUUGUCGAGUUGAACUAAUAAACACCACGUCUCAAAUA